AUGACAGGAGAAUUGAUUUUCAUCACGGGCGCAACCGGUUUUAUCGGGGCUACAACUGCUCUCACUGCCCUGAAAGCAGGUUACCGACUCCGGAUAUCCGUUCGAAAGCCAUCAGCAAAGCUCCAAGCCUUGUUGUCUGAGUAUAGUCAGCAGGUUGAAUAUGUGACUGUACCCGAUCUGACGGACGAAACGGCUUUUCAUGGAAAGCUGAACGGAGUUGACUACAUUCUGCACCUUGCCUCCCCUCUCCCGCAAGGAACAGACAAGAACGAUUACUUCAUUCCGGCUAUCAAAGGAACGACGGCCUUGCUGAAGGAGGCUGAGCGGGUCGCCAGCAUCAAGAAAGUGGUGGUUACGUCUUCCAUGGCUGCUUUUAUUCCGUUUACUGGACUUCCUGAAGGUGGCACUGUGAAAGAGGACAACGACUGGGAUUUCAGCGUCGAUGAAGAUUCAAACUUCGAGGACCCCCAAAACCCAGAGAGCACGGCUUUCAGGCUCUACCACGCAUCAAAGCUACUAGCCAAUAACGCGGCCUGGAGCUUCUGGCAGACCGCGAAGCCGCACUACUCGCUGGUCUCGAUUCACCCAGCCUAUGUGUUCGGAAAGAACCUAGUACAGACAUCUGCGGAAGAGGGGAUCGGAUCCAAUGGUGUUCUUUGGAAGCCCGUUAUGACUGGCAUCCUUGGUAGCCCGGCAUCCGGAGUGCAUAUCGAGGAUGUCGCUGAAGCGCACGUCAAAGCCCUUAGUCCGAAUAUUCCUAAUGGCGCAAAAUACCUGCUGGCUGGCAAACGGACAACCUGGAAAGAGGUUGCACAAAUUGUGCACAGGGACUAUCCUAAUGUCGGCGCAAAAAUUAGUGUCGAGACGGAAGUGGGAUCUUUCCCAUUAGACACCAGCAAAGCGGAGCAAGAACUUGGGAUGAAAUGGCGCUCUUGGGAGCAGAUGAUUCAUGAAGUGAUGGAUCAGCAGCUCGGGCUGAUCAAUAAACCGACCGCAUGA
Messenger RNA from Penicillium daleae, 999 nucleotides. RefSeq lists its product as uncharacterized. Bases 1 to 999 code for a protein of 332 amino acids. The record is from RefSeq and is a predicted model, not a curated record. Gene Ontology annotation, molecular function: oxidoreductase activity, acting on the CH-OH group of donors, NAD or NADP as acceptor. The transcript is spliced from 2 exons. NCBI's taxonomy places the organism in Eukaryota, Fungi, Ascomycota, Eurotiomycetes, Eurotiales, Aspergillaceae.